UACGGUCGAGCCAUUAGUCGAAAUUUAUAAACGCUCGACGCGAAAUCGUCUCCGGGUCUCCGUCUCCGACCAGCGCCCCGAGCACGCAGCAAUUUUUUGUUUUCAACACCACCAAAGCAAUUCAUAUAUUGCGAUUCCAAAGAUUCCCAAAAAGAAAAGAAAAUUUAAUUAUAAAUUUUUUUUGGCCCAGACAUUACUUGAGAAACAUUUUUUUAAGUGCCAAGUCGCAAGUAAAAUACAAAGUGAUAGACAGACAAAUGGCCGAGCAGUGCAACAAAUAAAAGACACUUGAACGCCCGCCGCCCGACCGCACUCACUGCAAUCCUCGAGAUCGAGAACAAGAUCGCGCACCAAAGCCAAGAUCCCAGGACCCUAGGAUCUCCGUGUGAGAUCGAUCAACGUGAAAUCGUUCGUCCAGUCAAGUCCAAGCCAGAGGCUACAGAGGCGACAAGAUGCUGGCCGACUCGUAUCUGAUCAAGUUUCUGCUGCGGCAGCUGCAGGUCCAGCAGCAAGACGCCGGCGCCCAGCACCUGUUGAUGGUCUUCCUCGGCUUCCUUGCUUUGGUCAGCCUGCUCCAGUGGAUGCUGCGGCACUACCGCGAGCUACGCAAGCUCCCUCCCGGCCCUUGGGGACUCCCCGUCAUCGGCUACCUGCUCUUCAUGGGCAACGAGAAGCACACCCGCUUCAUGGAGCUGGCCAAGCAGUACGGAUCGCUCUUCUCCACCCGUCUGGGCAGCCAGCUGACCGUCGUCAUGAGCGACUACAAGAUGAUCCGCGAGUGCUUCCGGCGUGAGGAAUUCACAGGACGACCGGACACUCCGUUCAUGCAAACCCUCAACGGUUAUGGCAUCAUCAACAGCACUGGGAAGCUGUGGAAGGACCAGCGCCGCUUUCUGCACGACAAGCUCCGGCAGUUCGGCAUGACCUACAUGGGCAAUGGCAAGCAGCAAAUGCAGAAGCGCAUCAUGACGGAAGUGCACGAGUUCAUCGGGCAUCUGCACGCGAGUGACGGUCAGCCGAUUGAUCUGUCGCCCGUAAUCUCAGUGGCCGUGAGUAACGUGAUCUGCAGCCUGAUGAUGUCCACACGGUUCAGCAUUGACGACCCAAAGUUCAGGCGCUUCAAUUUCCUGAUCGAGGAGGGCAUGCGACUGUUCGGGGAGAUCCACACGGUGGACUACAUACCCACCAUGCAGUGCUUCCCCAGCAUCUCGACGGCGAAGAACAAGAUUGCCCAGAACCGGGCCGAGAUGCAGCGGUUCUACCAGGACGUGAUCGAUGACCACAAACGCAGCUUCGAUCCGCACAACGUCCGAGAUCUGGUCGACUACUACCUAUGCGAGAUCGAGAAGGCCAAGGCCGAGGGCACCGACGCUGAGCUUUUCGAUGGCAAGAAUCACGAGGAGCAACUUGUCCAGGUGAUCAUCGACCUCUUCUCAGCUGGCAUGGAGACCAUCAAGACCACCCUGCUCUGGAUCAACGUCUUCAUGCUACGCAAUCCCAAGGAGAUGCGUCGCGUCCAGGACGAGCUGGACCAGGUGGUCGGACGCCACCGCCUGCCCACCAUCGAGGACCUUCAGUACCUGCCCGUGACCGAGUCCACCAUCCUCGAGUCGAUGCGCCGCUCCAGCAUUGUGCCGUUGGCCACAACCCACUCACCCACAAGAGAUGUAGAAUUGAAUGGCUACACCAUACCGGCCGGCUCCCAUGUCAUUCCCUUGAUCAACAGUGUCCACAUGGACCCCAAUCUGUGGGAGAAGCCCGAGGAGUUCCGCCCCUCGCGGUUCAUCGACACAGAGGGCAAGGUGCGCAAGCCAGAGUACUUCAUACCGUUCGGAGUCGGACGGCGGAUGUGCCUGGGCGAUGUUCUGGCCAAGAUGGAGCUUUUCCUGUUUUUCGCCUCGUUCAUGCACUGUUUCGACAUUGCCCUGCCCGAGGGCCAGCCGCUGCCCAGUCUCAAGGGCAACGUGGGGGCCACCAUCACGCCGGAGGCAUUCAAAGUGUGCCUCAAGCGUCGCCCCCUGGCACCCACUGCCACCGAUCCCCACCAUAUGCGCAACGUAGGCUCCAACUGAUUGGGCGCGCGAUCUGGAUCGGCUUGGAUCGGCUUGGAUCGGCCUGGAUGAAGAGCACGGUUUUGUUCCUAUAUAAAAAAAACCACAAAACACACACACAAAACGCAAAAGCAAAUGCCACCCACGGGAAGCACGUUAAGCCGCUUCCAUCGAUGACUAUAGCUAUUGCCGUAUAAAUUAGCUAGUAAUCUGUCUUCACGACGUGACCCGCCUCCCCCGUGUGGCAGGAAGCCACUCGAAGGAUACUCGCGUGUCCAUGCAGAAGAGAAGGAAGGCGCCCGGAAGUGCCCGGAUGCCCUGAUGCACCCACCAUCAGAUCGACGACUGCAACCAAUUCUAUUCUUUCACCCCCAAGAAGCUGUGUUCAAUUAAUUGUAAUUCUACCCCCUAAUGAAUACCUUAGUUACGAUCCA
Messenger RNA from Drosophila persimilis, 2485 nucleotides. RefSeq names its product cytochrome P450 18a1 (gene Cyp18a1). The coding region runs from base 453 to 2072 and encodes 539 amino acids. Gene Ontology annotation, cellular component: cytoplasm; intracellular membrane-bounded organelle. The record is from RefSeq and is a predicted model, not a curated record. Lineage: Eukaryota; Metazoa; Arthropoda; Insecta; Diptera; Drosophilidae. Gene Ontology annotation, biological process: xenobiotic metabolic process. Gene Ontology annotation, molecular function: oxidoreductase activity, acting on paired donors, with incorporation or reduction of molecular oxygen, reduced flavin or flavoprotein as one donor, and incorporation of one atom of oxygen; iron ion binding; heme binding. The transcript is spliced from 5 exons.